AUGAGGGACACCUUCUACUGCAACGACGAGACGUACGAGGCACAACCGAAAGCAGAACAACUCAAUCUCGGCGAGCGCUGGCGGCACCAGUCCCCCCCAUUCCAUCGGCAGUACACCCGCCUGACUUCCUCCUUCCUCUUCGCCAUGCAGGGCUACGGCUACUCGCAGUACCAGGCGCACUCGCCGCACCACCAGCGCAGCGGCGAACUUCCCAAGCUCUACUACAAAUCACUGGACCACGGCACCGAUAGCGGCGGCUUCAAUGAGAAGAAGCGCGUGUUCAAGCUAAACGAUGGCAUCAACCAUCACAAGACGCUGCAGGACAAGGCCGGACGAUCAAGCAGCCCAUCGUGUGAUCUCGAAUCAGAGUGCGGAGCGCGCCAAAAAGCAGGCGGAUCGCCGAGGACCAAAAUGGUGGUGGCUAAGGCGAUCUUCUCCGAGAAGAUCAUGGCCGACGCAAGUAUGUACACCGACGACACGGCGGCCGACAGCAGCAGCACUAUGGGUGGCAGCAGCAGCGAUGACGACGAACGCUCGAACCAACAGCAGCUCACAGCGCGAGGACGCUCCGAGAGCCAGGGGCAGCUCAACGAUCAAGAUACCGACUUAGACCGCUCCUCCUACUUUGUUCUCUCGGGCCCUAACUACACCUACGAGGCUGUCCCGGCUUUCACGCCGGAUGUCAACCGAACCGCGUCAAACAACAAGAAAAUUUAUGGCAAGCCGGUGUCUGUAGGGGAGUUUCAGAAUGACGAAGACUCGAGUCACAUCUACGCGUGGUUGCAAGCGUCCCUGAAAGCCUCGAAGGAAUUUCACGCGUUCUGUGGUGCCAGGUGUACUCCCAACGCUAACGUGCCAUUGACCUCUGUGUAG
This is a messenger RNA of Phytophthora sojae, 873 nucleotides long. RefSeq lists its product as hypothetical. The transcript is spliced from 6 exons. The record is from RefSeq and is a predicted model, not a curated record. Bases 1 to 873 code for a protein of 290 amino acids. NCBI's taxonomy places the organism in Eukaryota, Oomycota, Peronosporomycetes, Peronosporales, Peronosporaceae.